UGCCCUGGGCUGUCGAGCAGUGCGCACUCUUAGCCUAGCUAUGCUUUGUGAAACUACGAGCCCCACAUGUGAUGCGUGCACAUGGCCAAACAUUGAAGUUCAACCAUACACAUACAUGGGUUGAUGGGAAAAGGGGCCCCACCGCUCAUGGAACCCUCAGCGGACCACAAGCGUCCCGCCUUUGGCAAUCGCUUCUUAACCGACGAGCAACACGUGUUCGAGCACAAUGCUUGGGACAACGUGGAUUGGGACGCAGACCAUCUCCAUCGAGUACAGCAACAGAUCGAAGACAAUUCCCACCACAAAAUGAGUUCCGAACGACGCCAAGAACUCGAGGACCAAGCCAGUCGCCAUUGGGAUCAGUUCUACCAAAUCCACCAAAACCGAUUCUUCAAGGACCGCAAAUGGCUCUUCACCGAAUUCCCGCCCCUGGCCGCAUUAGACCAAGCCGCCGGACCGGCCUUGUCCAUGCUGGAAGUGGGCUGUGGCGUGGGCAAUACCGUCUUCCCCGUCCUCGAAAUGGUCCAGAAUGCCCGGUUCAAGUUGUACUGUUGCGAUUUCUCACCCGUAGCCAUAGACGUGCUCAAGGCCGACAAGAACUUUGAUCCCGAGCGAUGCCUGCCUUUCGUGUGUGACAUCGGAUCCAUGGCCGCCUGGCAAGCCUGCCCGAUCCCGGCCCAAUCUUUGGACGUGGUCACCAUGAUCUUUUGUUUAUCGGCCUUGGAGCCGGAGCAAAUGGGUGUGGCCCUGAGCGCCCUCUAUGACCGACUCAAGCCCGGCGGGUGUGUGCUCUUUCGGGAUUAUGGCCAGUAUGAUCUGGCUCAGGUUCGGUUCAAGCCCGGGAAAUGCCUGGCCGAUAACUUCUAUGUCCGCUGCUGUACGGCCAAGGCGGUGUUUUGCCCCAAAAUGGUCAAAACAGUUGAUUUAACCUCAAAAAAUAUCUUUUUGACCCUAGUUAUAACUUAA
Molecule: messenger RNA, 966 nt
Organism: Tigriopus californicus
Lineage: Eukaryota; Metazoa; Arthropoda; Copepoda; Harpacticoida; Harpacticidae
Product: tRNA N(3)-methylcytidine methyltransferase METTL2-like
Exons: 1
Coding region: 124-966 (280 amino acids)
Molecular function (GO): tRNA (cytidine-N3)-methyltransferase activity
Source: RefSeq, a predicted model, not a curated record